Molecule: messenger RNA, 588 nt
Organism: Gongylonema pulchrum
Lineage: Eukaryota; Metazoa; Nematoda; Chromadorea; Rhabditida; Gongylonematidae
Source: the annotation of a GenBank genome assembly
AUGAUUCCUUUUGUGGACUACGUGGAAGGUAGUAUACAAUCAAUGCAAGGAGACAUUACAAAUCUCAAAAAGAACCAGCAAGACAUAAGCAGCAGUAGUGAAAAACUGAAGCAACAUGUGGACAACGGCCUUUUGGCAAAUGCGGCAAAAAUUGACCAGUUACUGAAGGAAGUUAAGGAAAUUAAGGAACAGCGUACAGAUUUACACGUUGAGCAAAAUCUGCAUCAUACAACUGAGCAUGUUACUACUGGUAAUGAUGAGAAUGAAGAGUUAGAAGACCAGCAAGACAUAAAUGUCUUGGAUCCAGAUUUCUUUGCGCAUGGUAUACGCAUAACACCUUAUACCGGUGGAGGUGACAUUACGUCCUCAACGUGGCUUAGAAAAUUUGAGGAUUACGUGGAUGCACAAAGCAGACCGUGGACUGAUAAACAAAAAGCUCAGAAAUUAAAAUUUUUCUUAGAUGGGCUCCCUCGUGAAGAGUAUGAGAGUCUCAUAGAUGAUGAAAAAGAUAGCUUUAGUAAAACAGUUGAAAAACUUAAAGAAAUAUUUGAGUCACCAAAAAUGAGAAACUUGGGGCGCAGAAAUUGA